This is a messenger RNA of Chelonia mydas (Green sea turtle), 4023 nucleotides long. RefSeq names its product annexin A2 (gene ANXA2). NCBI's taxonomy places the organism in Eukaryota, Metazoa, Chordata, Testudines, Cheloniidae. The record is from RefSeq and is a predicted model, not a curated record. Gene Ontology annotation, molecular function: calcium-dependent phospholipid binding; phospholipase inhibitor activity; cytoskeletal protein binding. Bases 170 to 1189 code for a protein of 339 amino acids. Gene Ontology annotation, cellular component: cytoplasm. The transcript has 14 exons.
CAGGCUGGACGAAGGGCGGGGGAGAGGCUGGGAAGCGCCGGGGGUGGGGACUAGGCCAGACUGUAGAUGUGGCUCUGUACAAAAUCCCCACCCAAGCUGCCAUCGUCUUCCCUCGCUGAGUCCCGAGGAGCCUGGCGCAGCCUGUGCUUUGCCCCAGUUUCCUUUCAAGAUGUCCACGGUCCAUGAAAUUCUAGGCAAGCUCACCCUUGAGGGAGAUCAUUCUCUUCCUCCGAGCGCAUAUGCCACUGUCAAGGCGUACGCCAACUUUGAUGCUGACCGAGAUGCUGCAGCCAUUGAAACAGCCAUCAAGACCAAAGGUGUGGACGAACUCACCAUCAUCAACAUUUUGACAAACCGCAGCAAUGAACAGAGGCAGGAUAUCGCCUUUGCCUAUCAGAGGAGAACUAAAAAGGAACUUCCUGCAGCACUGAAGUCAGCUCUCUCAGGUCACCUGGAGGCAGUGAUUUUGGGCCUGUUGAAGACACCGGCUCAGUAUGAUGCUUCUGAACUGAAAGGUGCCAUGAAGGGUUUAGGGACUGUUGAAGAUACUCUCAUUGAGAUCAUCUGCUCCAGGACAAACCAGGAGCUUUGUGAAAUUAACAAAGUCUACAAGGAAAUGUACAAGACAGAACUGGAAAGGGACAUUGUGUCUGACACCUCUGGUGACUUUCGCAAGCUGCUGGUUUGCCUGGCAAGGGGUAAAAGGUUCGAGGACACUAGUGUGAUUGAUUAUGAGCUGAUUGACAUAGAUGCGAGGGACCUCUCUGAUGCUGGUGAGAAGAGGAAGGGAAUUGAUGUUGCUAAGUGGAUCAAUAUUAUGACUGAAAGAAGCAUUCCCCACCUCCAGAAAGUGUUCGAGAGGUACAAGAGCUACAGCCCUUGUGAUAUGUUGGAGAACAUCAAGAAGGAGCUCAAGGGAGACCUGGAAGUUGCCUUCCUUAAUCUUGUCCAGUGUAUACAGAACAAGCAGUUGUAUUUUGCUGACCGAUUGUAUGACUCCAUGAAGGGCAAAGGAACCCGUGAUAAGAUCCUGAUCAGGAUUAUGGUCUCCCGCUCAGAGGUUGAUAUGCUGAAAAUUAAGAGUGAAUUCAAGAGGAAAUAUGGAAAAUCUCUCUAUUAUUUCAUCCAGCAAGAUACAAAGGGCGACUACCAGAGGGCGCUGCUGAACCUGUGUGGAGGAGAGGAUUGAAAACGAUACAAAAGCAAUGGGCUCCAACCCGGCAAUGAUGCACUGGGCCCCUUGUGGCCACAGGGAGCUCUAAAGGGAGGGGAACGCUGGUAUGUAUCUCCGUGCAGGUUCAGGGUUUAACCCUGUAUGCUCUCUGGAUGCUGUUGUAUAAAAUUACACACUGCUCAGCAGAGGGGGCCCAAGCUGUGUGUGUGCGCGCAAUAUAAAUAUUAGAAACCUAACUUUCUCCCUUAGCAGCUGUGUCCCUCAGAUGUUACCUGACCUGUAGCCUUAUUGCAAAGACUGUUCUACCCCCUGGAGAUCAUUUAAGAUUUUUUUCUUUUUAAAUCAACCUUUCUGAAAGGCAACGAUGCGCCACAAACAGCAGCCCACUUCAUGUUGCUGUUAAAGCAUGAAGUAGUUUUUCUUGCUGACCUACAGUUGCCUUUACACAGAGCUGAAGAUUUGGUGUGGAAACACUGUCUGCAACUGCCAAAAUUCAGCUGCAAUCUCUCUAUCUGCAUGCACAAAUGUAAUUUUUUUUUUUUUUCAGGACCACCUCCAAUUUAGUGCUUGAUGGAACAGUGCCAUUGACACCUGUUUACAAAAACACUUUUCAUUUUGAUUUGUAUAUUAAAACUACUUGCUGAGACAGCAAAUCACUAACUUAAUAUAAUUAGAUAAGUCAGCUCUAUAAACUUUGCUUUCUCAAAUGUGGUCCUCUAAAAGAAAUCAGACGGCAGACAUUUUUCCAGUCAAUGGAAUGAGCAACUAGAAUUUGAUGGCUAACAUGUUCUGCUUCACUGCUAGAGGAUAUUCAAAAUUCCCCUCUCUGGAAUUUCCAUUUAAGUGGUUGAUGAGAAGCAAAGUUAAAUAAACCUAUGUGAUUUAGAAGGCCAGUGUCAUUUUGUCUGAACAUAGAGCAGAAAUAAAAGCAGUCGUGAAAAUGAGACCCCCAUUUCAAAAAGGCCAAGAACAGACUGCCCCAAGCAUCUUUAGUUUAAUGCAGGUUUUCUUUUCCUAUAGCACCUUUCUCAAUGUUUGAGUGGGGGGGGAGUCCAAGCACAGUCAGACUUUACAUCUGUUAGGAUAAAAAAUAUACUUUACUUUAAAAAUAUAAUUUAAUUAAAUAUAUACAAAUAUUUUAGCUUCCUUUUAAGUGCAGGUAUGUUUGAGGACAAACCUAAAAUGUUUGUUUUGAAUCAUGCUGUUCAUACUUUCACAACAGUUCCUUGGUGAGACUCCAACAUUGGUGACAAAUUUGCAAAAUCUGGCCCUCAUCCUACGUCUGAUCCAUGCAAUGCAGAGUGGGUCUCUGCCCAAAAUGGACUUACUGCAAGAUUAGGCCUCUGUGGGAUUUGGGAGUUAGUGUUGUGGACUGGGCAAUGCUGAAAUACUUCACUAAAAAUUUCACUCUCUUCAAGGCCAGUAUCUAAAAUGCAUGGAUAAGUGGAAUUGCAAUUUUUUAAACAGUAUAGUUUCGAGCCUUGCAAAUCUGUACCGUCCCAAGCAUAGGAGAGGCCUGGUUUUCAUUGCCUGCAGAAGUUAGUCAGCAAUGCAUGCAUGCUGUAGUUCUCCUCCCAAUGGUACACAAAGGCCAUGGAGAAUUCAAAACACUAGCUUAGCAACUAAUAAUUAUUUCCAUUUCAACAGCACUAUCUGUCUGAGGAGCCCAAACUGCAGCACAACGAGGUAACACCUUCUGCCUGCUGUUAAGACUUUUGAUGAGUGGGGAAACUGAGGCCCUCCAAGAGCAAGUGGGUUAACAGAGAUAAGGAAAUCUCUAGUGCUCUUCAUUCUGUUCUGUACCUUUAUCUGAAGGCCAUCCACCCCUCUAGCUAGUCACAGACCUUACCAGACCAUCGUGCUAUAAUAGCUGAGCACUUAACAGUCUUCAGUGUGUUUAUCCUCACAAUAAGGUAGGAAAGUGCUAGUUUCCCCAUUUUAUUGAAGGGGAACUGAGGCACGGACCAGCUAAGUGAUUUGCCCAAGGUCACACAGGAAGUCUGUAGCGGAAUAGAAAACUGAACCUGGCUUUCUGAAGUCCUAGGUUAGGGCCUUAACUGGGGUGGACUAGCCUUUCCAAUUAAAAUACCAGUCUCCCUAAAACCCCAGAGGUGAACCACGCUGCCCCUCCUCCAGCCAAAUUAGAGGGCAGAUGAAUGGAUUUGAAAGGUAGGGUAGGAAAAACAAGUGUAUUGUAACCAUGAUACAAUGUAUUAUGUCGCAAUGAUCAUAUUUGCCUCAAGAGUCUUGCAUUAUGUGCUUUGUCCACAAAGCCAGACCCAAAGCUCAUGAAUGAAAUCAAUGAGUACCAAAUCUACGACUAGUCACCAACCAACCUACAAGUCCUACGGAAUAGGAGGGGUUACAAACUGAAACGUGGUAGGGUUCCUCAGAGAGCGAGCCCCAUGGGCAGAGCUCUGGGAGUGUAUAAAAGCCUUUGCAGGCGGGUUCAACCAUCAGUAGCCUGUUCCAUUGUCUUAAAAUAUUCCCCUCGCUCUUAAAGCUGAGGUAAACGUAUGAUGUCCUAUUCUCAGCACAUAGUGUCCUCAAGAGCUUGUUACACAACAGAAUGCUUUUCGACUAUAACAUCUUUGGGGCAGAGGUGUCAUCUUAUGGGCUUGUACAGGGCCAAGCACAGCAGUGUGCAGGCCUCUGGGUGCAACUGUAAUAUGCUUAUAGUAAUAAUGAUGAUGACAUAUAGCUGUGUAGUCAACAUGACUCUAGAGCAGUGGUUCCCAAACUUUACCAAACUGUGAACCCCUUUCAUGAAAAUAUCGAAUCUCGUGAAACCCCCUCCUAAAAAUGACUAUUUCCAGGGAUUUUUCUCCCUUACCUGAGGAUAAAUUAUA